AUGGCUAGCCAACUUAUGAACGAUGGCCUACACGCCCUGCUUCGGAGAGCCGCUGAGGACUCCGAUCCCGACGAUGCCCCCGAGGCAGGGUCCAAGGAGAUCACAAGCUCCUGGGCAUUGUUUAUCAUGAUCAUGUUGUUGAUGUUCGCCCUAUUCACGAGCUACAUCCUUCAGCAGAAGAAGAUCCAAGCUGUCCAUGAGACGGUUCUAUCAAUUUUUGCAGGGAUGUUCGUUGGACUACUUAUCCGUUUCACAGACUCCACCCUCCAAGACAGCGUCGCCUUCGACUACCAAUUCUUCUUCAACCUCCUUCUCCCUCCGAUUAUUCUCGCCUCUGGUUAUGAGCUCCACCAGGCGAACUUCUUCCGACAUAUCGGCACGAUUCUCACAUUUGCGUUCGCCGGUACUUUUAUCUCCGCAAUCGCUCUCGGUCUGGUGCUGUACCUAUGGACACGGAUCCCGCUGAGUGGGUUGGAUAUCUCUUUCGUCGAAGCUAUUUCGGUCGGCGCAACUCUCUCCGCUACGGACCCUGUCACCAUCUUAGCUAUCUUCAAUCUUUAUAAGGUCGAGCCGAAGCUGUAUACUAUCAUUUUUGGCGAGUCGAUCCUGAACGAUGCUAUUGCCAUCGUGCUCUUCGAGACGGCGCAGAGGUAUCACGAGACCGGCGCGGCUGGCUCUUUGACCUUCCUCAAUAUAUUUGAGGCCGUGGGGCUCUUUUUACUCGUCUUCUUUGGUAGUAUGGUUGUCGGAAUGCUGGUUGGAAUCGCGACCGCGCUAGGUCUCAAAUACACCCUCGUGCGACGCUUGCCCAAGAUCGAGAGCUGUCUGAUCAUCUUGGUCGCAUACGCCAGCUACUUCUUCUCCAAUGGCGUGCACCUUUCCGGCAUUGUCUCGCUCUUGUUUUGUGGUAUCACCCUCAAGCACUAUGCUUACUAUAACAUGUCGCGUCGCACGCAGUUGACCACCAAGUACCUGUUCCAGGUGAUGGCUCAACUUUCAGAGAACUUCAUUUUUAUUUACCUCGGCCUUGACCUCUUCGUGGAGCCUAACCUCCAGUUCAACCCCUUGUUCAUCCUGGUGGCAGUGUUUGGUAUCUGUCUCGCCCGCUACCUCGCGGUCUUCCCGCUUUCCAAGGCUAUCAAUUGGUUCAUUCGGUACCGAGCACGCCGCCGCGGCGUGGACGUUCCCGACGAGCUGCCUUUCGCUUAUCAGGCGAUGCUCUACUGGGCUGGAUUACGUGGUGCCGUCGGUGUUGCGCUAGCAGCUGGUCUAUCAGGAGUCAACGCCCCGCACUUCAUUCUGGGCAUUCGAACGGGUGUGGUCGAAGAGCUUGACUCGGACGAUGAAUUCGACACCGAGGUGACCCAUGGCGGCACCUACUACAAGCGCUCCGGCACGAGCCUGGGAUACAUCCCGCGACGCGCCGACUCGGUGAUCCCCAUGGAUGGGGUCACCACUCCACGCGCCGAAGGCGAGCGUACACACAGCUACUCCAGCGGCAACAGUCGCCGUCCAAGCCCACCCUAUACCCACACAAGAAUGUACUCCGCCGCAUACAGCAACAAAGACCAGUCCUGGCGCGACCGUCAAUCCGCUGCGACGUUACUCAACGGCGCCUCUGGGCCGAGCGCCGGCGAAGGCAGCGACGACGAGUUCGGCCUGCCACCCUCGGGCCCUGGCCGCUCCAAUGAUCCCACCCACCCAGACGAGUUCGACCUCGAUAUCGAGGGCGUCUCUGACGACGACCUCCCACCGGCUGCAAGCGGGGCCUCGCGUCUCCGCCGAUCCGCCUCUCAACCCCCUCACCCUUCGAGCGCCCCACCUACCAACGCCGCGGCAUCAACCAGCGUCUCACCCACUCGCCAGCCAGUCGGUAUGUCCGCGCGGGAUGCGGUGCGGGGUUUGUUUUCGGGAGGUGCUUCGGGCGAUCAUGCCGCUUGGUUCCGCCAGCUCGAUGAGGACUAUAUCAAGCCCACACUUUUGCUGGACCAGUCGAAUCAUAAAGGACCUGGGCCUGGUGCGGUUUGA
Messenger RNA from Penicillium mononematosum, 2028 nucleotides. RefSeq names its product bifunctional K:H/Na:H antiporter NHX1. The transcript has 5 exons. Gene Ontology annotation, molecular function: sodium:proton antiporter activity. Lineage: Eukaryota; Fungi; Ascomycota; Eurotiomycetes; Eurotiales; Aspergillaceae. Gene Ontology annotation, biological process: proton transmembrane transport; sodium ion transport; vacuolar acidification. Gene Ontology annotation, cellular component: late endosome; early endosome; fungal-type vacuole membrane. Bases 1 to 2028 code for a protein of 675 amino acids. The record is from RefSeq and is a predicted model, not a curated record.